AUGGCGGUUCGGGUGACAGGUUCAAGUUCAGUGCUGUGUGGUGCGCCGCGGGGAUCGGACCUCCUCAAGCUGCUCGCGACCUCGAGCGCAAUAACUGCUUCAAAAUUACGCUUGUGCCCGCCACGACCCAUCACGCAAAUGCGAGCCGGGAGCCCCGCUGUCACGGCCGCCACGUUACAUAAACCAAACACCACGGGGGGCACAUGUGACGUGGGACGCCUGUGUUACGCGCCACUUAAAGAGGAAAGGAAGUGCCCGACAUCAUACCACCGUCAUCCUGAUCAUCAUGUCCUGGUGGCGCUGCUGAUCAGCACGUUGGUGACCUCGCCCGGGGAGCGGAGCCGAGCCGGGUCAGAGAAGACGGCGCGAGCGCUCUGCCGCGUGGGUCAGGCCGUGAACGUGGCGGUGGAUCGCUUCGUGACGGUCGGCGAGACGAUAGCGGACGACAACCCCGAGAUCAAGGUCGAGAUGUACGAGGCAUGCAAGGAGGCCAGGGCGGCAGGACGUCCGAAUUCUGGCGUCCUUCCCCCGAGGACGUCCGAAUUCUGGCGUCCUUCCCCCGAGGACGUCCGAAUUCUGGCGUCCUUCCCCCGAGGACGUCCGAAUUCUCCUUCCCCCGAGGACGUCCGAACGAGGACGAAUCUGGCGUCCUUCCCCGAGGACGUCCGAAUUCUGGCGUCCUUCCCCCGAGGACGUCCGAAUUCUGGCGUCCUUCCCCCGAGGACGUCCGAAUUCUGGCGCCCUUCCCCCGAGGACGUCCGAAUUCUGGCGUCCUUCCCCCGAGGACGUCCGAAUUCUGGCGUCCUUCCCCCGAGGACGUCCGAAUUCUGGCGUCCUUCCCGAGGACGUCCGAAUUCUGGCGUCCUUCCCCCGAGGACGUCCGAAUUCUGGCGUCCUUCCCCCGAGGACGUCCGAAUUCUGGCGUCCUUCCCCGAGGACGUCCGAAUUCUGGCGUCCUUCCCCCGAGGACGUCCGAACCGAGAGAAUUCUGGCGUCCCCCGAGGACGUCGAAUUCUGGCGUCCUUCCCCGAGACGUCCGAAUUCUGGCGUCUUCCCCGAGGACGUCCGAAAUUCUGGCGUCCUUUCCCCGAGGACGUCCGAAUUCUGGGUCCUUCCCCCGAGGACGUCCGAAUUCUGGCGUCCUUCCCCGAGGACGUCGAACGAGGACGUCCGAAUUCUGGCGUCCCCCGAGGACGUCCGAAUUCUGCGUCCUUCCCCCGAGGACGUCCGAAAUUCUGGCGUCCUUCCCCGAGACGUCCGAAUUCUGGCGUCCUUCCCCGAGGACGUCCGAAUUCUGGCGUCCUUCCCCCGAGGACGUCCGAAUUCUGGCGUCUUCCCGCUCCGAAUUCUGGCGUCCUUGACGUCCGAAUUCUGGCGUACUUCCCCGAGGACGUCCGAAUUCUGGCGUCCUUCCCCGAGGACGUCCGAAUUCUGGCGUCCUUCCCCCGAGGACGUCCGAAUUCUGGCGUCCUUAAACCGCUGGAAAUUAAAAAUAUUCGGGACGGAGCGGAUUUGCAUGUAUUAGCAUAUAUAAAGGUGUGUCUGCGGCACCCGGAAUGCCUGACGUCGCGCGAGAACCGAGACACCGUGUUCUGCCAGAUGCGGCGCGCGAUGGACCUCAUUCACUACGUGGUCAAGGACGGGGUGCUGGACUCGGUCAACGCGCAGGGCGAGGCCAGGGUCAACGGCCAGAGCCCCGCCGAGUCCCCUGGCACCCUCAAGGCUCGCCAGGAGGACUGGGACGCGAACCACACCAUGUACGGCGCCAUCCGCUACCUCGAGGACUCUGUGGAGAUGACGCGGAUGACCCUCUGCGGACCCGCCGUCAGGGACCGCCUCUGCCAGGCCGUGGACACGAUCUGCGAGCGGAUGCAGGACUUCACGGACUCCGCCUACACUUCUCACGAACACCGGGAAAACAUCCUUCUUCUCACGGACAGAAUACGACUCGAACUCAACCAGCUGCUGCGAGUCGGGGUCAAUCUGGAGCAAAAGGAGCCCCUGUCCCCCGGAGACGACCUGGAGACGGCCAUCAAAGCGGUGUUGGCGGCCACGAGGGACAUGAAGAUCCAGCUGCAGAACACGGCGCUCGUGCAGGCCGAGGAGCUGGUGAGAGGCGCGUGCGAGGAGAGCGAGCUGAUCAGCGCCCUCAAGAACGCCGGCCUCGCCACGGACCAGGAGAGGCUCGACGAGUACGCGGACCGCUUCCUCGAACACAUAGAGCACAUACAGGAGGUCUGCAAACUCCUGCGCCACAUAGCCACGACGGACUCGCUGCAAGUGGCCGCGAAAUACGGCGAGAUCAACCUGCGCAUCUACGGCCCUCAGGUGGUGACGGCGGCCCAGACACUGUGCCUGUACCCGACGUCCAAGAUCGCCAAGGAGAACGUCGAAGUGUUUGCUGACAUGUGGCUCAAUUUGGUGGGAGAUGUGAAGAGUCUGACCAAGGACAUUGGCGACCAGAUAGCUGCCGAGAGCAAGCCGCCAGAGAAGCAAGUUUACAUGUCUCUGCCUCGCCCGGGGAAACAUGGCACCACACCCAAGCCCCCGAAGCCAACCAAGCUAGAUCAGGAAGAACAAGCUAAACUUGCCAAGUCUGGCUUGGAUAUGAAGCUCAUGGCCUCCGAGGUGGACCAAGAGACGGAGAAGUGGGAGGAGCGCAUCACCCAGGACGAGGACAAUGACAUCGUGAAGCGGGCCAAGAACAUGUCUUCCAUGGCCUUUUCCAUGUACCAGUUCACGCGGGGGGAAGGGGCGCUGAAGACCACGCAAGACCUCUUUACGCAAGGAGAGUACUUCGCCGAGGAAGCCAACAGACUCUACAAGGUCGUCAGACAGUUCUCGUAUCAGGUUCCGGCAGGCCCCCAUAAGAAAGAAUUGAUGGAGCACCUGGACCAGAUCCCGACCUACGUUCAGCAGCUGCAGUUCACAGUGAAAAAUCCAACAGUGGGCAAGGCCGCCACCUUCACCAAAGUGGACAACGUCAUACAGGAGACCAAGAACCUUAUGAACGUGAUAUCCAAGGUGGUCACGACGUGUUUCGUCUGUGCGACUAAGUAUGAGCUGCGUCUCCCUGAGCGGCUGGAACUCCCUUCAUUGGACGAGGUUCGGGCAUCAAGCCAAGGCAACCCUAUUGGACAGGUACCAACACAGCCACAUCCACUAGUGUCACCUCCUCUGACAUUCAGACCUUCCCUCAUGUCAAACCUUCCUUCUUGCCAGUCUUCCUUGACACUGGGUGCCCCUCCAGCACCCACUCCCAUUCCCCAGACAUUGCCUCUUCCAUCACACAUACCACAAAAGUCUCCCCUGGGGCACCUGAUGUCAAGCACUCUUACCUCUCCUCUUCAUGUUCCUUCCAUCCCCACACUCCAGCCACAUGUCCCACCCCCAUCCCCCUACUCCCUCCUGUCUCCCAUUUCCUCUCCCACUCCACCUGUCAACCCAAGUUCUCCACAAUGGUUGAAGUACUUCACUCUGCCAUCAUCCGCCGUCUAUGCCUCUCCCACGCUCCAGUACCUGAAUCUCCACCAUUCUGCUCUCCAACCCCAGCAGCAGUCCCCCAUCUCUCCCUCAGUUCCAAUCAGUUACACAGAAACAAAUAGCUCACUCUUCCCACAGUGGGGGGCACCCUAUGCGACGCCUCCUGUAAAAAGCGUUGGUAGUGACACCCAAAAUUAUUUUUACGAGCAAAGUAUUAUUGACAGAUCACAAUUAAACAAGCUGUCUACUUUACUCAGUAUGCAGAAUCAGUAUUCAUCUUUGAAUUUUGCUCCUCUUUUAAAUCAGAAUACCAUAGAAUGAUGCAAAUUGUUUAAUGUUUAAUUCAGAUGUUAUUCACUGUUUAUAUGUAAUGUUACCUUUCAUAUCAAAUAUUUGCUUGUUAUACUGUUAUAGGUUAUAAAGUGCCUCAUAAAUGCUGGGCUCCUUGUGCAUUUCAAGGGCAUUCUCUUUUGCCUUUCUUUGCGUCUAUGUCAUUAUGAGAAACAUUUAAGGGAAUUUCAUGUAUGUUUUAUUCAUGGUUUAACAAUGAUUGUUGAUUAAUUGUUUUAUUUCUUGAUGAAUUCAGAAUAUUACUGCAUACAAAAUGGAAGCACAUAGUAAAAAAAAAGUCUUUAGCAAUUUACAGAACCAUAAUGAUAUCUUUAGCUAUAAUGAAAAGAUAACAAAGAAAGGCAAAAAGAGUGUUCCGAAAGUAUUGUUCAGCGAGGCUUUUAAUGGUAUGUAAAUAUCAUGCAGUAUUGCCAGAAAAAACACUUUUAAAUAGAUGGUGUUUUACUACCUCACUGUACAUUAUCAAUAACACUACCUAGGAACACAGAGAUUAGCUUCUUGGGCUGACUAAUACAGGACAGAUUUCAAAAUCAUCCAAUAUGGAUCAUAUAGACAUUAGCCAUUUUGUAGCAUCAUGUAUAGGCUCAGAGAGAGAUAAGAAACAUUAGUCUUUAGAAGUAAUCGAUUGAAAUCAAUAGCAUUGUAUAAUUGUCAUAACUUGAGCAGGUUACUUAUAUGUAGAUAGAUUACAUGAACUUUCUGAUGAGACAGUCAUAUCUAUUUUUCUACAUGUCACAUCCAAAUUUGAGAGAUAGAAUGUAAAAGAAAUUGAUCUCCUUUUUUGAUUGUCCCAAGCCUUGUCCCAGUUUAGAAGAAAUAAAGUGUCAGUGUAACCUU
This is a messenger RNA of Penaeus vannamei (Pacific white shrimp), 4671 nucleotides long. NCBI's taxonomy places the organism in Eukaryota, Metazoa, Arthropoda, Malacostraca, Decapoda, Penaeidae. The record is from RefSeq and is a predicted model, not a curated record.